Messenger RNA from Dentiscutata heterogama, 214 nucleotides. NCBI's taxonomy places the organism in Eukaryota, Fungi, Glomeromycota, Glomeromycetes, Diversisporales, Gigasporaceae. The record is from the annotation of a GenBank genome assembly.
AUAUUAUGAGGCUUCAGUUGAUGAGCUUAAAAAAUAUGUAGAAAGUGUUGAAGAUAAAGAAAGCUUGCUUCCUGCAAUAUUGGAAAUUUGUAAUAUUAAAAAUUCCGAAGAAGAGCUAAAAAAGCAAAUAGAUGAAGCAUUAAAAGAUCCCCUAAACCAAAUUAAUCAAUUAAUUGAGCUUAUUAAAAAAAAUCAGAAUGCUGAAUUAUCUUAA